CCCCAUCUCCAGAGGAGUUGAGAUUGCUUCUGAGUAGCAGACAAACCUGCCCCUUUGGAAGGCCCUGGCCUGCCCUUGAAUACUUUCAUGUGUUCCAGGACUGAAGAAGAUGCAGAGCAGUCUGAAGGUGGUGGACUGUGUCAUCGAGGUUCACGAUGCUCGGAUUCCACUAUCAGGUCGCAACCCUCUGUUUCAGGAGACCCUUGGGUUGAAGCCUCACUUGCUUGUCCUCAACAAGAUGGACUUGGCAGAUCUCACAGAGCAGCACAAAAUUUUGCAGCACUUAGAAGGAACAGGCCUAAAAAACGUCAUUUUUACCAACUGUGUAAAGGAUGAAAAUGUCAAACAGAUCAUUCCGAAGGUCACAGAGCUCAUUGGGAGCAGUUACCGCUAUCAUCGAGCAGAGAACCUGGAGUACUGCAUCAUGGUGGUUGGGGUCCCCAACGUGGGCAAGUCCUCCCUGAUCAAUUCUCUGAGGAGGCAGCACCUCAGGAUAGGCAGAGCUGCUCGGGUGGGAGGUGAGCCUGGAAUCACCAGAGCUGUGACAUCAAGAAUCCAGGUGUGUGAGCGACCGCUGAUGUUCCUGCUGGACACCCCUGGGGUGUUGAACCCUCGGAUUGAGAGCCUGGAAACGGGCCUGAAGCUGGCCCUGUGUGGAACAGUGUUGGACCACCUGGUUGGGGAAGAGACCAUGGCCGACUACCUCCUCUACACUCUCAACCAGCAUGGAGUGCUGAGGUAUGUGCAGCACUACAGCCUGGGCAGUGCCUGUGACGACAUUGAGCGUGUGCUGAAGAGUGUGGCUGUGCGGCUGGGAAAGACGCGGAAGGUGAAGGUGCUCACAGGCACGGGUGACGUGAAUGUCGUUCAGCCCAACUACUCUGCAGCCGCCCGCGACUUCCUCCGAGCCUUCCGCAGUGGGCUGCUGGGCACAGUGAUGCUGGACCGUGACAUCCUGCAGGACCACCCCCAGCCAACGCGGCAUCCUGGGCCCGCUGGGCAGGGCGCGGCCUCCCGGACUUCAUAGCCAGAAUGUGUGAGGCGUGGGACCGUCUCCCCACUCCUGCCUUCUCGAUGCUCCACCUGGCCGCUCCAACUCAGACCCCUAAUCCUGGGGCACUGUUCUCUCCUGCCUGCCAAAUUCAGUCCGUUCCUGGUUACAGGAAUUGAGCUAUGGGGUCCCAGACAGCCCUGCAUGUAAGGGCUGCUCAGGAGGCUCCUGCUUGGUAUUUAAGGAGAGAGUCAAAGCUGUAUCUACAGUGUAAAAGAACAUGGGUUAAAAGGGUUA
This is a messenger RNA of Dipodomys ordii (Ord's kangaroo rat), 1288 nucleotides long. It is a transcript of the gene Mtg1, whose product is annotated as mitochondrial ribosome-associated GTPase 1. NCBI's taxonomy places the organism in Eukaryota, Metazoa, Chordata, Mammalia, Rodentia, Heteromyidae. Bases 110 to 1027 code for a protein of 305 amino acids. The record is from RefSeq and is a predicted model, not a curated record. The transcript has 10 exons. Gene Ontology annotation, cellular component: mitochondrion. Gene Ontology annotation, molecular function: GTP binding; GTPase activity.